Hordeum vulgare subsp. vulgare (domesticated barley) is the source of this 2161-nucleotide messenger RNA. Its product is annotated as putative proline-rich receptor-like protein kinase PERK6. NCBI's taxonomy places the organism in Eukaryota, Viridiplantae, Streptophyta, Magnoliopsida, Poales, Poaceae. Bases 289 to 1989 code for a protein of 566 amino acids. The record is from RefSeq and is a predicted model, not a curated record. Gene Ontology annotation, biological process: protein phosphorylation. Gene Ontology annotation, molecular function: protein kinase activity; ATP binding. The transcript has 5 exons.
CAACAAACCCCCGAAGCUGUGGCCCCGCGCGCCGGCGCCGCAACAGAAAAAACAGGGGAGAGCGAGGCACGGGCGCACAACGGCAACAGAGCUGGCCUUUGCUCUGCUAUUUUCCGCCACCGUCAGAUGAAACCGACCCGACAAGCCGGCCGGAGCUCGUCAUGGCGGCGGCGCCGCGACGAGCAAUGAGCACGACACGGCCUGAUUUCUUUGCAAGAGGACGUAGCUCCGAUCGCGUGCCGCCGUGGUUGGGUUGAAUCGAACCCUUCUUGUGUUUGUGUAGCCGUCAUGUCGUCGUCCAACUCCUCCUCGGCCGCCCCGCCGCCGCCCUCCAAGAGCAGCCCUCCUCCAUCGGCCGCCCCGCCGCCGUCUACCUCCAAUUCGUCCUCGCCGGUGCCAUCCAGCUCCAACGACCCCUCGCCUCCGCCUGCGCCGUCCAAGUCGCAUGGCGCUCCCGCGUCGCCGGCAAGGGUUCCGUCUCCGCCAGCCCAACCUUCCAGAGGGUCCGGUGAGUCGAGCAGGUCAUCACCGGCUUCUGCGCACCGUGUCAGCUCCAACACCACGGCCGAGAUCAUUUUCGCCGUCGCCGGGGCGGCGAUGCUCCUCGCGCUCCUCAUCGCGGCCUGCGUCUGCUGCUCGAGGAGGACCGCGCCGAGGAGGCGGCGGAAGCCUCACAAUCCAAUGCAUUUCUACGCGGAUACCUCCGGCAACAAAGCCAGCAGCACGUACUACACCGGCGGGCAACAGCCACAGCGGCAGACCGGCACCGGCGCGGAGCCGUCGACGAGCACGUCCGGCCCGCCGGGGGCAGCCUGGCCCCUGCCGCCCGACUUGAACUCCGGCGUCUACUGCAGCCCGCGCGAUCAGCCGACGCCACCGCCCGCACCGCACGGAACGCUGGGGCUCGGCAGGGGCACGUUCACCUACGAGGAGCUCGCGGCGGCGACGGGCGGGUUCUCGCAGGCGAACCUGCUCGGGCAGGGCGGGUUCGGGUACGUGCACAAGGGGGUGCUCCCCAGCAGCCGGGCGGUGGCCGUGAAGCAGCUUAAGUCCGGGAGCGGGCAGGGGGAGCGCGAGUUCCAGGCCGAGGUGGACAUCAUCAGCCGGGUGCACCACCGCCACCUCGUGUCCCUCGUCGGCCACUGCAUCGCCGGCGCCAGCCGCAUGCUCGUCUACGAGUUCGUCCCCAACAAGACGCUCGAGUUCCACCUCCAUGGGAAAGGGUUGCCGCCGAUGGCAUGGCCGACGAGGCUGCGCAUCGCUCUCGGGGCGGCGAAGGGGCUCGCCUACCUGCACGAAGACUGCCAUCCACGGAUCAUCCAUCGCGACAUCAAGUCGGCCAACAUCCUCCUGGACAACAACUUCGAGGCCAUGGUGGCGGACUUCGGGCUGGCGAAGCUGACAUCCGACGGCAGCACGCACGUCUCGACGCGGGUCAUGGGCACGUUCGGGUACCUGGCGCCGGAGUACGCGUCGAGCGGGAAGCUGACGGAGAAGUCGGACGUGUACUCCUACGGCGUGAUGCUGGUCGAGCUCCUGACGGGACGGCGGCCCAUCGACGCCACCACCCACUUGCUCCUGGAGGACGGCCUCGUGGAAUGGGCGAGGCCGGCACUGUCGCGCGCUCUGGCGGACGGUGACUACGACGCCGUCGCUGACCCGAGGCUGGAGGGCAGCUACGAGCCGGUGGAGAUGGCGCGCGUUGUCGCCAGCGCCGCCGCCUGCGUCCGCCACUCGGCCAAGAAGCGCCCGAAGAUGAGCCAGAUCGUGAGGGCGCUGGAGGGCGACAUGUCGCUGGAGGACCUGAACGACGGGGUGCGGCCGGGGAAGAGCAAGCUGUUCGGGGAGGAGGCGGCGUCGUACACUUCGGACAUGAACCAUGCCAAAGAGGUGGCCGUGGCGAGCCCCGAGUACAGCGGCGGGUUCGGACGGCCCUCGCCGGUCAGCAACGGCAGGCCUAUCUCCCACGAGACGAGUCCGGUGGAGUGACAGCCGCCGCACCUAUGAGCGAUUUUCUGCUCUUUGCUUGCCGUACGUCAGUAGUUUGUCCAUGUGCCAUCUCUAACAUUUUCUACGGACACACUGCCCCUUACACGUCUGUGAGUAGGUCACACCUCACCUCAUAUUUGAUGCUAUCUGAAUGUCUCAUAUUUUAUCCUUA